This is a messenger RNA of Triticum dicoccoides, 1304 nucleotides long. RefSeq names its product peroxidase 12-like. Gene Ontology annotation, biological process: hydrogen peroxide catabolic process; response to oxidative stress. The coding region runs from base 45 to 1073 and encodes 342 amino acids. Gene Ontology annotation, molecular function: heme binding; peroxidase activity. The record is from RefSeq and is a predicted model, not a curated record. Lineage: Eukaryota; Viridiplantae; Streptophyta; Magnoliopsida; Poales; Poaceae. The transcript has 3 exons.
UGCUUGACGAAGCCACACGACCGCUGUAGGUGCAAGAAUCAGAGAUGAAGUCCUCCAGAGCAGCAGCGACCAUCGUCGUCCUGGCCUUGGCCUUCGCCGUCCAUUCCUCACCGGCCGCCGCCAAGGGUCUCUCGCCGGAUUUCUACGCAAUGUCGUGCCCACAACUGGGGCAGAUUGUGAGGUCCCACGUAGCCAAGGCCUUCCGCCGCGACCCCGGCGUCGCACCGGCCCUCGUCCGCAUCUUCUUCCACGACUGCUUCCCACAGGGCUGCGACGCGUCGGUGCUCCUUACGGGGGACAACAGUGAGCAGGCGUUGGGGCCCAACCUGACGCUCCGGCCGAUGGCGCUCAAGCUCAUCGACGAUAUCCACGCCGGCGUCGAAGCCACCUGCCCCCGGACUGUCUCCUGUGCCGAUGUCACCGUCCUCGCCACCCGGGACGCCCUCCUGCAGGCUGGAGGGCCCUACAUCGACUUUCCCUUGGGCCGUCGCGACGGGCUUACCCCGGCGUCGGCGGACCUCGUCUUGGCUCUACCAGCGCCAUCCUUCGACGUGCCCACCCUCAUCAGCUCCUUCGGCAACCGGAGCCUUGGUGUGGCCGACCUGGUGGCGCUCUCCGGCGCGCACACCUUUGGUGUCGCCCAUUGCCCCUCCUUCUCCGACCGCUUCACGCCGAUCAUCGACGCUAACCCCGCCAUCGGCCCCAAGUUCGCCAAGAUGUUGCAGGCCAAGUGCGCCAAGGACGUCCCGGAGGGCACCGUAACCCAAGCACUCGACGGGCUCACGCCGAAGGUGUUUGACAACUUGUACUACACCGACCUCAUCACCAGGCGUGGGCUGCUCAAGUCCGACCAGGGCCUCAUCGACCACCCAGACACGAAAGGCAUGGCCACACAGUUUGCACUCAACCAGCUCGUCUUCUUCAAUGAGUUUGCCAACUCCAUGGUGAAGAUGAGCUAUAUGGACGUGCUCACCGGCAGCCAGGGCGAGAUACGGCGGAACUGCGCCGUACCCAACACGCGUGCCGAGGGCAUCGAGACCGCUGGCGACGAGGGCCACGCUGCCAACAUGUAAGAGGUCGAUUAAUAAGUUGCCAAUGGUAGCUCAAGUGUGUGUGCGCGGCGCGCGCUUCCUUGUGUGUUUAGCAAUGGGUGUGUGGUGUCAGUGGAUUUGGGCGCUUGUGUGUUGUAAUAAAACGAGCGAGUGUCCUUCGCUUUGCAUUUAGAAACACAAUGUGCACGUGCACGCCGGCGAAGUUUAGGAGUUCUUAUUUAAAAGGAAUUUAUUAAAUCACGGAGAUACCAA